This is a messenger RNA of Chaetomium globosum CBS 148.51, 342 nucleotides long. RefSeq lists its product as uncharacterized. The record is from RefSeq and is a predicted model, not a curated record. The transcript has 2 exons. NCBI's taxonomy places the organism in Eukaryota, Fungi, Ascomycota, Sordariomycetes, Sordariales, Chaetomiaceae. The coding region runs from base 1 to 342 and encodes 113 amino acids.
AUGGCAACGGCCAACCCUGGAACGCCCGCGCCGUUGUCCAAUGCCACCGGUAGCGACGUUGCAAACAUUAUAAAUGUUCCGCAUAUCAAUAGACUGUCGAGGGAAACACCCACGAGAGCUGCAGCCCAAGCGGCAACGGGUAUCCGAUCGACCACCCGUGGUAGGGCGUGUAACUCUUCAUCCGUAGCGUCACGCGGCAAGGUCGAUUCGACGUCAGAUACGGGCUCUAGCGACGGAAUAGGCUCUUUCUCAGAGUCCGUUUGGGGAUAUCCCAUGGCGUCGGAUUCAGCAAGGGGAUUGGCGGAUGAGCAACAGCCGCAACUCGGCAAUGCAAGAACUUAG